Messenger RNA from Dinoponera quadriceps, 1438 nucleotides. Its product is annotated as actin-like protein 6B. Gene Ontology annotation, cellular component: SWI/SNF complex; NuA4 histone acetyltransferase complex. The transcript is spliced from 6 exons. The record is from RefSeq and is a predicted model, not a curated record. Gene Ontology annotation, biological process: nervous system development; regulation of transcription by RNA polymerase II. Lineage: Eukaryota; Metazoa; Arthropoda; Insecta; Hymenoptera; Formicidae. Gene Ontology annotation, molecular function: chromatin binding. The coding region runs from base 1 to 1302 and encodes 433 amino acids.
AUGUGGGAGUCCAGGACACGUUUGAGGAUUAUUCAGCCGGCGGCACUCUCGAUUCUUUCGCCAGACGAGGUAGGUGCUAUCAUCUUCGACGUCGGACACCAGAGCCUUCGCGUGGGAUAUGGCGGCGAGGACACGCCGAAGGCCGAAAUCCCGACGGUCCUCGGGGUGUGGGAGGACCCGGCCGAACCUGGCGUCGACGGCAAUAAUAUCGUCAGGAAGCACUACAACAUGGACGUCACGGCAAUUCAAGUACGAAAAAAGGACAUGGAGAUAGUGAGUCUGAUGAAAGACGGCAUGAUCGAGGACUGGGAUAUGUUCGAGCGGCUAACCGAGUACACUUACCAGCAACGCUUGCACGCCCUCGCCGAGCACCAUCCGAUCCUGAUGACCGAAUGUCCCUGGAACACCAGACUGAAGCGGGAGAAACUGCUGGAGCUGAUGUUCGAAAAGUUCAACGUGCCGGCGAUGUACAUCUGCAAGAACGCCGUGUUGGCCGCUUACGCUAACGGCAGGUCCACCGCGAUGGUCGUGGACAGCGGCGCGACGCACACCAGCGCGGUGCCGGUGCACGACGGUUACGUUAUCACCCAGGGGAUCGUCAAGAGUCCUUUGGGAGGCGACUUCAUCACCAUGCAAUGUAGACAGUUCUUCGAGGAGAAGGAUAUCGAAUUGGUGCCGGCUUGUCUCAUCGCUAGCAAGGACGUAGUACGCGAGAGAGAUCCUCCACGUUGGUCGAAACGAGCCGGUGCCCAACCGACGUCUUCCUGGAUGAGCUACAUGGUCAGAGAGCUGCUGCAGGAUUUUCAGAUGAACUGCCUGCAGGUGUCGGACAGCCCGUACGACGAAGACGUGGCGAACACAUUGCCCAUGAAGCAUUUUGAGUUCCCGACCGGGUACAAUGACGACUUUGGGUCCGUCAGACUGAUGAUACCCGAGGCACUUUUCGACCCCAGCAACGUCAAAGGCGUGGGCGCGAGUAUCUUAGGGGUUGGUCCUCUGGUCACCACGAGUGUUGGAAUGUGCGACAUGGACAUUAGACCGAGCUUAUACGGCAGCGUGGUGGUGACCGGUGGCAACUCCUGCCUUCAAGGAUUCAGCGAACGGUUGAAUCGGGACCUGGCCAGCAAGACGCCGCCGAGCAUGAGACUGAAAAUAAUUAGCGCGAACAGCUCGAGCGAGCGUCGCUAUGGCGCCUGGAUCGGCGGCUCGAUUCUCAGCUCCUUGGGAUCGUUCCAGCAAAUGUGGCUGUCACGGCAGGAAUACGAAGAGUCCGGCAAGAUUAUUUUAGAGAGAUGCGCGUAAUUCGGCAAAGGUGACGAGAGGUAUUCGUUAAUCAUGGUGCUAGGAUUUCGGAGGGUCGAAGAACCAGUUAUUUUUCGGUAAACCGAUCAUUUAGCUAUUUAAGAUCUUACGAUCGUGCAACGACCGUUCUGGCGGC